Messenger RNA from Musca vetustissima, 654 nucleotides. RefSeq lists its product as uncharacterized. The transcript has a single exon. The record is from RefSeq and is a predicted model, not a curated record. Lineage: Eukaryota; Metazoa; Arthropoda; Insecta; Diptera; Muscidae. Bases 1 to 654 code for a protein of 217 amino acids.
AUGACUUUGGAGGAACUAAAACAACAGCGCACCAUUAUCAAGAAAAAUAUUUCUCGGAUAAAAACUGUAAUUGAUGCCAGUGUCAAGGGAGAAAAACCCCUAUCUUCUGCAGAUUUGAAGUGUCGUCUUGGAAUUCUGGAGUCAUACUUCAAACAAGUCUUAUCUAUUCAAAGUAAAAUUGAAAAUUUGGAUGCAGAAGAUAAUGGUCGUGCAGAUAUUGAAGACUCCUACUGCUACAUCAAUUCCCAAAUUCAACAACAACUUUCUGAAGAUGGACAUAAUACAACCUUUACCGACUCGUCAUUUGCUGUAUCUGUUCCCACAAACAAACUUCCUCGCUUAAAACUACCCACAUUUAAUGGUAAAUACAGUGACUACAAAAAUUUUAUUACAUCUUUCAAGCAAAUAAUCGAUCGUGAACAUGGUUUAUCAAACAUUGAGAAGUUCAAUCAUUUGUUAAAUUGUCUUCAAGGCCAUGCAUUAGAAACUGUAAAGGCAUUUCAUGUUACCAAUGAAAACUAUCCAAAGGCUUUAGAGAGACUGAAGGCUCGGUACGACAACAGUACCUUAAUAUUCCUGGAAAAUAUCACAUCACUUUUCGAUUUGCCUGAGGUUUCAAAAUCAAAUUCGGAUCAAUUAAGAAGCCUAAGAUAA